Molecule: messenger RNA, 2108 nt
Organism: Mucor mucedo
Lineage: Eukaryota; Fungi; Mucoromycota; Mucoromycetes; Mucorales; Mucoraceae
Exons: 4
Coding region: 28-1995 (655 amino acids)
Molecular function (GO): protein binding
Source: RefSeq, a predicted model, not a curated record
CUCUUUUAUCCUUUACUUUUUUUUUCGAUGUCAGACAAACAAAUAUCAACAGAAACAUUUCGUACCUUGACUAGCAAAACACAGCAGCAACAACAGCCAUCUUAUUUCACAAGAGGGGGAUCUUCUGACAGUACGACAUCGUCUAUGCCUGUUACGCCACAAAUAUUUCAUUCAAUUGUGCCCAAAACAGCAAGUGGGUAUGAAUCAGACUCUUCAGAAGAAGGAAGAAAACCAAUUACACAUCCACUUCUUGGGUUACGUGUCAUCAAUCCAGACGAGCAGAAUAGUAAUAUACAAACGGACAGCGGGAAGAUCCAAGAACACGUUGCCUCAGUUUCAGUUCUUGAUGAUACACCAAGUGAAACAGAAUGGAAGGUUUAUCAACAAGGUUCAACUAUAGCAGGCAAUUCAUUGAUUAAUUCAGUAAACCCAAGUGAGUCUCAAUUAGCACGUCGUGAAUCAAAGACUGCAUCUGAACCAAACGAGCUGCCCAAUGAAUUCGCUUCGCCUACUUCGCCCAACUUUGCCAACACUCAAAAGCCACCUUUCGUAAACCUUACUUCAACAAAUUCAAAAUAUAACAAAGUAUCUUACCAUUUAACCAACGAACCUAAUGCAAUUAAAAAAUACCGCGAUAUGGCAGAAAAGACUAAAGAUACGAAAACACAGCUUAUGUUUGCUAAAUAUUUAUUAGAAAGCGCCAAUACAUUUCAUCACCAACAGGGUGUUGUGGGUAGUAUGUGGGGGUUAGGUAGUACAACUAAAAAAUCAACAAGGCCUGAGCCAUUUUUGAUUGUGCCACAACCUGCCUCGUCUGCUUACUCUUCUACUUCCUCAAAUACAAAACGAUCUGAACAACAAAGUUUAUUUAAUAUCACAAUGAAACAGCAGGCCAGUCUUACAACAAGUACAACAUCAAAUGAAUCAUCGGAUCAAAAAAGAAGAAUGCUAGAACAGGAAGGUGUCAAAUGGAUUGUCAGAUUAUCGAAACAAAAUAUCCCCGAAGCUUGCUACAUGCAAGCUUCUUGGAUGGAAAAGGAAUCAUAUGGAUUCAAGAAAAACAAGUCAAAAUCAAUUGCAUUGCAUAAAAUUGCAGCUGAUUCAAACAUACCCGAAUCCAUUUUCGCCGUAGCUAGUCAUUUUGAACAAGAAAAAGGAUUAGAAGAUUCAAAAAUAGUAAAAUUAUAUCAAACAGCUUCUGACUUUGGAUACGUCAAUGCUAUCUACAAAUUGGCUUUCUUGACAAUCCAUGGCAGUUUAGGUUUACGCCAAAGCUUGACAGAAGGGUUGAAACUCAUGCAUAAAGCUUGCACCUUAUCAUCCGAAGAAUUUAAUGUACCACCUUACACGUUUGCCCUCAUUUUAACUAACGAAUAUGAACAAGUAGAUUUCCCUUUACCAUUAUUGGAGCCAUUUGGUGGCCAGGAUGCAGCAAUUCUAUAUUAUGAACGUGCAGCUAGGUUAAAUAAUGAUCAAGCACAGGCUAAGCUUGGAUCCAUUUAUGAACACGGUUUAUAUGGCGAAUCAAUGAAUUUCGCCAGAGCAUUUGAUUACUACGAGCAAGCAGCAUUAAACGGGAACUCAAAAGCAAUGCUGGGGCUAUGUCGACUCAAUAACCGAGGAAGCCAUGGUCCCGGAGAUCUGUUAGAAGCCAACAGAUUGGAAAACGAUGUUAGCGGUUGGUUAAUAGCUACACCAGUGAAUGAGGAUUUGGCUUUCUCUUGGUGUGAGAAAGCAGCUAAAGCAGGUAACACUGACGCUUUGUCUUUACUUGGUUGGUUUUAUGAGAUCGGAUUUGGUGUGCCGAGGGAUUUUGCUAGAGCUGAAACAUAUUAUCAAAUGGCUGCUGACAAAGGUGACUAUGGUGCUAAAACUAGAUUAAUGGAUACAAACAAGUCAAUUACAAAACAGCAACACGAGGGUAUUACCAAAUCUUCUUCUGUCAAAAAAGUCAAAAAAGUCAACGAGAAACAUAACAGUUGUAAAUGUAUGUAAAAACAAAACAAAAAAUUAAGGUUGACCAGUCAUUGUGACACACCUUUGCUCAUCCCUCAAUGCUGGGGGUCAAAAAUAAAUAAAAAAUAAAUAUUUUAUUUUUUUACACUUCA